Rotaria sordida is the source of this 2514-nucleotide messenger RNA. NCBI's taxonomy places the organism in Eukaryota, Metazoa, Rotifera, Eurotatoria, Philodinida, Philodinidae. The record is from the annotation of a GenBank genome assembly.
AUGUUACAAAUUGUGAAUCGAAAUAAUCAAGCAACACAAGUCGUUCCUCUCAAGAAUGUGAAUAUCCAUAGUACGAUUCGUUCAUUUGCAGCUGAUGUAACAAUUACGCAAGUAUUUCGCAAUGAUGAAGCAAUACCGAUCGAGGCUGUUUAUUGCUUUCCAAUCGAAGAACAAGCAGCAAUUUAUGCAUUCGUAGCUCGUAUUGAUAAUCGAGAAAUAGUCGCUGAAUUAAAAGAAAAGAAAGAAGCACAAAAGGAUUAUACUGAAGCAUUAGAACAAGGUCAUGGAGCAUAUCUUAUGGAACAAGAUGAAAAAUCACAAGAUAACUUCAUUAUCAACGUUGGUGCAUUGCCUCCGUCAAAAGAAUGUACAAUCACGAUCUCGUAUGUUACUGAACUGGACCUUGUUCAAGGUUCCAUCAUUCGAUUCGUAGUACCGACGACUAUUGCACCUCGGUACAAUCCUGAGAGAGGUGGAAUAAGCUCACCAGCAGACACGAAUGCUCAGUACAUCCAAACAAGUCCGUAUACGAUCGAAUUCUGCUGUCAAGUGGAAAACUUGGAUGGCAACCAGAUUGCACGCAUCAAUUCCUCAUCGCAUCCGAUUGAAAUCGAUCUUUCACAACGAGAUUGUUACACAGUGAAAUUCGCCCAACAAAAUACUCAUCUAGAUCGUGAUAUUCUAAUUAAUAUUGAACUUGCUGAAAAACACGAUACUUUCAUUGCAACCAUUGAAUCGAAUACAGUCAUGGCUACGUUUAUGCCUACAGAAGAUGAUUGUCAACGUGUAACCAAAUUUGGCAACGAAACAAAUGAAUUUAUCUUCAUUGUAGACUGUAGCGGAUCCAUGGAUGAUGAGAAUAAGAUUGAACUAGCUCGACAAGCAACCUUACUCUUUCUGAAAAGUUUACCGAUGAAUUGUUAUUUCAAUAUUAUUCGUUUUGGAUCAAACUAUGUGACCCUAUUCAAUGAAAUCACUGUAGUUUACAAUGAAGACAAUGCUCGACAAGCUGAAGCGCUUGUCAAGACUAUGCAAGCCGAUUUGGGCGGUACUGAACUUUUAAAACCUCUCAAAUGGCUUGAACAACAUGCACCAACUCAAGGACAAUCUCGUCAGAUUUUUCUUCUUACUGACGGUGAGAUUUCCAAUGUUACCGAAGUAUUAGACUUGUGUCGUUCAAUGGCUUCAUCAACACGAAUUUUCUCGUUCGGUUUGGGUCAUUCGCCUAGUCGCUCGUUAGUCAAAGGUCUUGCACGAUCAACAAAUGGUCGAUUUGUUUUUAUUCCUCCGAAUAGCACUGUUGAUGUUUACGUUGGAGAACAAUUGCAAAAAGCUCUUCAACGAUGCAUUACUAAUGUAGGAGUGAAAUGGAAUCUUAGCACAGCCGUUGUGGAAACUAUUCCAAAUCAAUUACCACCAGUCUAUGCUAAAGAUCGUUUAAUUGUCUAUGGUCUCUUAGAUGAUAAGUCGAUUCCGUUCGAUCAUAACUCAUCUGUUGAACUUCAAGUUGAUCAACAACAACUGAGUGUCGCAAGUAUCAGUCGAAUACCUAGUAUAAGUGAAAACGGAAUGAUUGCACGUCUUGCAGCCAAAGCACUCAUUUUAGAAUUGCAACACGCUAAACGACCUGCUAAAAGAACGACAGUUGGUAGUCGACAAUCUCGUUUCCAGGACAACGUAGAAGAAUCAAACGAUCCGACAAUAUCGAAAUUAAAAGAAACCGAAAAGAAACGUAUUAUUGAAUUGUCAUUACAACACAAGAUUUUGAGUCCGCACACAGCCUUUAUCGGUAUCGAAAAACGAACAGAUGGAAACAAUGCUCAUAUGGCUCUUCGAGAAGUACCGAUUCAAAUAUCGGCUGAUGAUCAACAUCUAAGACCGACUCUACACAGACUGACCAAUGCAGCUAGAUCUAGUAGUAUCAAUCUUACGACCAGCUCCACAUAUAGCUUUAGUGGUUCUUGUCGUGGUGAUAGAGGUCUUGGACGUAGUGACAUUGGUGCCUUCGAAACCUCUACAAAAUCAAUUUCUUCCAAGUUACGCAACAAAAUUGGUUAUCUGUCUGAUUAUCGAAUGGCAUCGUCAAGACGAAGAUCAAGAUCAAGGUCAAGGUCGCGCUCACCACCGAAUCGGGAAGACUACUUCCUUAACCGUUCGAAUAAGCAUAUAAGAAAUGUUCCAACCCAGUCCAAUCCAUCAGAAUGGCCGUCGAACGAUCAAGAUACCGUUCGUCACUUAAUUGAUAAGCAAAAUUUUAAUGGUCUUUGGCAUUUGGAUGCUGAAUCCAUUCGACAUCUAACAGGCCAACCUUUAGCAAAUUUUCAAUCGAUACAUACUGAUGUACCAGUACUCAUUUCGGCUAUUGUAUUAAUUCUACUUGAGACUCGUUUUGGUGCAUUUGUAUCUAUGUGGCACGGUGUUGCACAAAAGGCUCGUACAAUCAUCAUCGAAAAACUUGGCAAAGAUCCGAAAAACCUCGAAACUUUACUUGAAAGUAUUCGAAAACAACUGUGA